Messenger RNA from Drechmeria coniospora, 237 nucleotides. RefSeq lists its product as uncharacterized. The coding region runs from base 1 to 237 and encodes 78 amino acids. The record is from RefSeq and is a predicted model, not a curated record. The transcript has a single exon. NCBI's taxonomy places the organism in Eukaryota, Fungi, Ascomycota, Sordariomycetes, Hypocreales, Ophiocordycipitaceae.
AUGGCCAUCAGCGUCCGGACGCGCAUCGCACCCUUGCUCCUCAGGAUGGUCUGGGACGGCAACCCGCUGGUCUGGAACGGCAACCCGCUGGUCUGGGACGGCAACCCGCUGGUCUGGUCCGACAAGUACGGCUGGGUGUUCGCCGUCCCGCCGACGCCCGUCUUGCCAGGUCAGGGGGUGAGCACGAGGCUGACUCCCGAUAUCCUCACCUCGGGGACGUGGCACCAUCGGCUUUGA